AGUCACCCUCUCCAGUGCAUCUCUGUGCCUUUGAAAAACUGCAGCAGCAUGGGAAAACUAUUGUUGGCCGUCGUCCUUGUGACGUUGGGGACUGGAGCGAUUGCCUGGCCGUAUGGAGAGGUUAAGGUUAGAGGCGUUAAUGUCGGCUCUUGGCUCCUUUUGGAAAAGUGGAUUACUCCAAACGUCUUUGACGGUUUGCCUGAUUGGGUCAAUGACGAGUAUCAAUUGUGCGAGUAUCUGGGUUAUGAUGCCGCCCUGCAAAGGCUCCGUUCCCAUUGGGAGACUUGGGUCGUCGAGGCUGAUUUUGCAAGCUGGGCGGCGGCUGGCCUUAACCACGUACGUCUUCCGAUUGGAUAUUGGGCCCUUGAUAUAAAGGCUGGCGAGCCUUGGGUUUCAGGCUCGUGGGAUUAUGUUAUCAAGGCUGCUGAAUGGUGCAAAAAGUACAAUUUGCAAUUGAUGGUUGAUUUACACGGUGCACCAGGGAGCCAGAACGGAAACGAUCAUUCGGGCCAUGCAGGAACUAUCGGAUUUUACUACAGCGACGAGAAUCUGCAACGUGCUACCAAUGUGCUUGGACGAAUUGCACAAUGGGCCAACGCCACAGAGUGGAGGCAAACGGUGUCCAUUAUCCAACUCCUCAACGAACCCGUGCUCUGGGACGACUACAACUACAGGCUUCAGCGACUCAAGGAUUUCUACAGGAUGGCGUAUGACGAGGUGCGAAGGUACAACGACGUCGCCGUCGUCGCCGUUCACGAUGCCUUCAUUGAUUUGAACAACUGGUACUAUUUGCGCGACGAUCCUCACUAUUUCUGGGUCAUGUUGGACACUCAUCUUUACCAAGUUUUUGGCGAUGGAUGGGGUGACAUGACUUGUGGACAGCAUGCCAACCAUCCCUGCUCGUAUCAUCAGAGAUUGGCCGAGGCAAAUCAAAAGUUGUGGACGGUUGUUGGCGAGUGGUCAGCAGCGACGCCUGGUCAAUUGAAUUGCCAAAAUCAAGCCUUUUUCACCAGACAACAGCUCGCUGCUUACGAGGUUGCAAGUGGAUGGUUUUUCUGGUCACAUAAUCACGCCCAAGGAUGGCGAGAAUGGAGUUUUAAGCACUCAAUGGAAUCGGGCUGGAUAAAUCCUUCGGGACCAAAUUUGCCCCAAUGCUAAAUAUGCAUGCAAGAAAUUGCAUACUUUUUGCAAAAAAAUAAAUUAUUCGUACAAUACAUUCGGUGCAUUCGUAAUAAAGUCACACUUUUAUUCUUAAUACCAUUAA
Molecule: messenger RNA, 1264 nt
Organism: Folsomia candida
Lineage: Eukaryota; Metazoa; Arthropoda; Collembola; Entomobryomorpha; Isotomidae
Product: glucan 1,3-beta-glucosidase
Exons: 8
Coding region: 49-1158 (369 amino acids)
Biological process (GO): glucan catabolic process
Cellular component (GO): cell surface; extracellular region
Molecular function (GO): beta-glucosidase activity
Source: RefSeq, a predicted model, not a curated record